AUGCGAUGGGCUUCAAAAUGAAAUCUCAAUAAGUCUUCCUUCACCGAGGGCGAUUAAUAUCCUGUCUCCAUUGCGAAAGGAAUCUAAAUCAUAGUUCGUAAACAGACAUGAUUAUAAAGGAGUUCCGUAUACCAAUGCCUAUGACUUUAGAUGAGUAUCGUCGGGGUCAGGUAUAUUCCGUCGCAGAGACAGCGAAACGGGAGACUGGUGGAGGCGAUGGGAUAGAAAUUAUCACAAAUGAGCCAUUUGAAGAGGUCGCACUACCAUCAGGCGUAAUAUUGGGAGCUGGACAAUACACACUCAAAAAAUAUCAUAUUAACAAGUACGACUCCUUCAGUACGGCUUCAACUACAUGCAAAUGUGCUUAAGCCAUGUCAUUUUAUUUA
Molecule: messenger RNA, 386 nt
Organism: Folsomia candida
Lineage: Eukaryota; Metazoa; Arthropoda; Collembola; Entomobryomorpha; Isotomidae
Product: phosphatidylinositol transfer protein alpha isoform-like
Exons: 3
Coding region: 108-368 (86 amino acids)
Biological process (GO): phospholipid transport
Cellular component (GO): cytoplasm
Molecular function (GO): phosphatidylinositol binding; phosphatidylcholine binding; phosphatidylinositol transfer activity
Source: RefSeq, a predicted model, not a curated record